AUGAACAACUUUCCCCUGACGGAACCUUCUCCGCCUUCGACCUCCAAGAAGUGCAGGACGCGACAAUCGGGUACCGCAUGGACCCGCUCUGGGUGCUUGACAUGCAAGAAAAGACGCAAGGCCUGUGAUAAACAGAAACCCAGUUGCAACAAUUGCCUCAAACAAGGCCGAACAUGCGAAGGCUAUGGCUCCAUGUGGGUAGAGCCAUUGGGUCCUUCGGCGCAGGUUUUUUCAAAAUCUGAAUCCAAGUCUGAGCAGCCUAUUGAAUCACCAAAGCGUCGUCGACUAAGCGAGUCUGCGUCGCAACUACCAUCCCCAGCACCCUCGGCGUCAUCAGACGCAUGGUUUGAUUUCCGCUCUUCGGGUCAGGUCACACCCUGGAACUGGUCAAAUGUAUCAUCACCUCGGGAACUUGGCUCCAUUUCCUCAAAUCCGGUCACUUCUCAAGAAUUGGCGGGAUGCGCACAGGAGUAUGUUGAUGUACCCGCCGAUGCAAUGAUCCCACGGCCGCAGGGUCACAUCAGCCAUCUCUCAUGCCACGAGACCCACUACCUACAGUAUCACAUGGAACAAGGGUCUCGACUGCUAGCAAACCUAGAGAGCGACGACAACCCCCUUCGAUCCAUAUUGAUACCAAGAGCAAUGUCGUCGCCUUUGCUGAUGAAAGCCGUAUGUGCCGUGUCCGCCCUCCAUCUAGCAAACCGCUCCCAAGGCUUCGGGGCGCAUACUGCUGCCGUCAAUUACUAUAGCGGAACUCUCAGUGGCCUCCGAUCAGCACUGGGUGAGUGUUCAACGGAACUGCUACCUGAUGAUGCUAUGUUGGCUGUGGGACUCCUGUGUAAGUAUGAGAUUGUACGUGGCAGCGUCAAGCAAUGGGUUGUUCAUCUGAACGCCUUGCAACGUCUUAUAGUAUCGCGUGGGGGAUUCGCGUCGAUGGAUCGUGAUGCAGCAGAGUUUCUGCGAGGCUUAUUUGUGUAUGCUUAUCAAAUGGCUCGGAUCAGCAAUCACAAUCGCAUCACCCCCGCAGAUAUCUCUGUCGAUAGCGAUAUUGGCAUUCCAAAGUUAGACAUAUACAUCGGCUACACGGAGGAGCUUCUGGAGCUCUGCGCGCGCAUUGCUGAGCUCCCAGCUUCCAAACACGACAAUUUGGCACUAUAUCUCAGCGUUGCCUCCAUAAACGAAUCCCUUUUGAACUGGACCCAUACUUCAACGCCAUAUGUGAUCCCAUCAGGCACACCAGCAGCCACACUCACCCGACUCCAACUUGUGGCUGAAUGUUUCCGCGAUGCGGGCUUCGCAUACCUUCAUUCAAUCAUGGAGCAUAUCAGCAGAGAUUUGGAGACCGCAGAGCUAGCCAUUCCAGUAGGGGCCAUCCCCACGCAGGAUUGGUGCUCUCUGAUCUCUAGUCCCAAACAGCCUGCCAUUGACCGAUGCCUUGCGCGCGUCAAAAACUUUCCGCUGGACGAUCACUGCGAGUACUCUGCGCUCACUUUCCCAUUGUUUAUCUCGGGAUGCGAGAGCAACAAUAUAGCAGAUAGAGAAGUGGUACUCCAGUCUCUUGAUAAAUUGCAGCAUAACUUUGGCAUUGGCAAUGUCAGGCGGGCAAAGGAGUUGCUGGGGAUAUUAUGGGCGAGGCGAGAUGCCGACUCUGGAUUAUUUGGCCUUGGUAUAGAUCACAAGCAGGUGCAUUGGCUGGAUAUUGUUAAAGAGCUGGGAUGGGAACUGAUCCUUGCAUAA
This is a messenger RNA of Penicillium brevicompactum, 1737 nucleotides long. Its product is annotated as Zn(II)2Cys6 transcription factor. Lineage: Eukaryota; Fungi; Ascomycota; Eurotiomycetes; Eurotiales; Aspergillaceae. The transcript has 4 exons. Bases 1 to 1737 code for a protein of 578 amino acids. The record is from RefSeq and is a predicted model, not a curated record. Gene Ontology annotation, cellular component: nucleus. Gene Ontology annotation, molecular function: transcription cis-regulatory region binding; zinc ion binding; DNA-binding transcription factor activity, RNA polymerase II-specific. Gene Ontology annotation, biological process: positive regulation of transcription by RNA polymerase II.